UGCUCACCUUGUGAUCAAAUUCAAUGAAGUGAUUAGAAGUGACCCCAACGCCCUGUGAUUGUAUAAGUACUGCACACAGCCUUCAUAACAUGCACUGAAGACCCGCAACAGUGUGACCACUCUCAGCUGUGUAGGAGGAAGCUGAUGCACAGCUCCAGGUUUAAGCAACAGGACUUAACAUGUUUACUCUCAGCUGUCUGUUGUUCACUCUGAUAGCGGGUGUGCUUAAUGUCAGGGGAUCCUCUGGAACCCAGAGCAAAGUGUCUAUAUCAGAUGCUCCUGUUGAGGUGGCUGACUACAAUAGCACCCUGUAUGCUACCUGUGAGAUGAAACCCAGCACCACAUUGCCUCUGAGUCAGCCAGAAAUCUACGGACAGGUGCUAUUCAAGCAAGUCUAUCCAGAUGGCCAAAUGCAGAUCAUAGUCAAUCUCCGAGGCUUCCCCACCACGGAAAGCGCUGAGCGUGCUAUCCACAUCCACCAGUUUGGAGACUUGAGUAAAGGCUGCAGCGCAGCUGGUCCCCACUUCAACCCUUUACAGCAAAACCAUGCCAACCACCCGGGAGACCUUGGCAACUUUGCUUCCAGCCAUGGUCAAAUCCGGAAGCUGGUGACAGCCAAAGCCACACUGUUUGGGACUGAGUCAGUGCUGGGACGUUCAGUAGUCGUCCAUGAGAGAGAGGAUGAUAUGGGCAAUGGUGGAGAUGAGGAGAGCCUAAGGAGUGGGAAUGCGGGCCAGAGAAUUGCCUGCUGUGUUAUUGGCCUGAGCAGUUCCAUCUUGUGGGAAAAAACAGCAGAGCUAAGCUGGGAAGACUCUAAACUCUAAUCAACAGCACUGUUCACCCAACUUCAGUGGCUUGUUUUUCUUAUCUUGAAAUCAGGUAGCUAAGAAUGCGCUGAUUCAAUAGAGAGAGCAAGUGCUGUUGCGUCACUUGAGAGAAAAUGUUAAGCUGUACUGAUCUGAUGCUAUAAGACUCUUGAACUUUGAUGAAAUACCAAAGUAGCUUACUUUCCUGAAUAAAUUUAUUCAUUAAA
Myripristis murdjan (pinecone soldierfish) is the source of this 1033-nucleotide messenger RNA. RefSeq names its product superoxide dismutase 3, extracellular a (gene sod3a). Lineage: Eukaryota; Metazoa; Chordata; Actinopteri; Holocentriformes; Holocentridae. Gene Ontology annotation, molecular function: copper ion binding. The coding region runs from base 180 to 824 and encodes 214 amino acids. The record is from RefSeq and is a predicted model, not a curated record. Gene Ontology annotation, biological process: superoxide metabolic process. The transcript is spliced from 2 exons.